Nematolebias whitei (Rio pearlfish) is the source of this 3139-nucleotide messenger RNA. RefSeq names its product Bardet-Biedl syndrome 9 (gene bbs9). The transcript has 23 exons. Gene Ontology annotation, cellular component: BBSome; membrane. The coding region runs from base 125 to 3139 and encodes 1004 amino acids. Gene Ontology annotation, biological process: cilium assembly. The record is from RefSeq and is a predicted model, not a curated record. NCBI's taxonomy places the organism in Eukaryota, Metazoa, Chordata, Actinopteri, Cyprinodontiformes, Rivulidae.
UCUCCGUUGAGCGUCGGUGCCAUGACAACAAGACGAUGGCUGCAAGCGCGAGGGUGAAAUUGUUCAUGUCUGUGUGAACGAGGAGCAGAGGAACGAGGAGCCACGUUUAUGUGUUAGAGACACCAUGUCACUGUUUAAAGCACGUGACUGGUGGUCAGCAACUCUUGGGGAGGGCGAGGAGUUUGAUCAAGGAUGCUUAUGUGUUGGAGAUGUGGACAACAGUGGCACAGGACAUGACAAGAUUGUGGUGGGCAGCUAUAUGGGGAUGCUGCGGAUCUUCUCCCCACAUGCCAAUAAAUCGAGUGAAGGAGGCCCAGCUGAUGCCCAGCUCCUGGAAGUCCAACUUCAAAAUGCCAUCAUUCAGGUUGAAGUGGGCAACUUUGUUUCGUGUUCAGACCUUCUUCACUUGGCUGUUCUUCACCCCAGGAAGCUGUCAGUCUAUUCUAUUUCAGGCACUGCAGGGAAUGUGGAUCAUGGAGAUCAGUACCAGCUGAAGUUGGUUUACGAGCACAAUCUCCAAAGAACAGCUUGCAACAUGACGUACGGCACGUUCGGGGGUGUCACAGGUCAUCAUUCCUUGUGCAUCCAGUCUAUGGAUGGGAUGUUGAUGUUCUUUGAGCAGGAUAGCUACUCCUUUGGUAGAUUCCUCCCUGGUUUCCUGCUGCCUGGUCCACUGGCAUACAACCCCAGGACAGACGGCUUCCUCACUGUGUCGUCUGCACGCCAGCUUGAGAGCUACAAGUAUGAGACUCUGGCUGUGGCUACAGAUGCAGAGAGUCAACAGGAUUCUGACCUGCCCCUCAGAACUGGAGGCAAGAGGCUCACACCUGACUGGACGUUUGUACUAGGAGAACAGGCCCUGGAUGUUUUGGUGCCCUCCUUCUCCCAUUCCUCUUCCUCAAUCCUUGUGCUGGGUGAGAGAAACCUCUUCUGUUUCCGUGACAAUGGGCAGAUCCGCUUCAUGAAGAAACUGGAAUUCAACCCCAGCUGCUUCCUACCCUAUGCUUCAGUGACAGAUGGCACCAUGAACCUGCUGCUCAGUAACCACACCAGUAUGCUGCUGGUUUACCAGGAUGUGACUCUAAAGUGGGCAGCACAGCUCUCCUUUGUGCCUGUAGCUGUUCGAGUUGCCAACUUCCCGGAGCUGAAGGGGGUUGUGGUCAGUCUGAGCCCAGAUGGACAUCUACUGUGCUCAUAUAUGGGUACCGACCCCUCCUUCUUCUCAACACCCAAGGUAGAUGCCAGGGAGGUUGACUACGAGCAGGUGGAUGCUGAGAUGAAGAAACUGCAGAGGUUCAUCAGAGAGGCCACCCGGACUCAAGACAUCCUCCCCAAAACCGACUCAGUGGAGGACCUCUCUGUCACAGUCACUGUUUCCUCCAGCCUAGACAAACCAUCGCAAGCUCUUAUCCAAGACAUCGAUGGUCUCCCUGUCCCUUCAGUGACUGUACAGGUGAAAAUAAAGGCCAGUUCCCCUCUACAGUCGUCUAAGCUGUCCAUUUGUGUCCAGCCUCCGUUGGCUGUUACUCAAGACCAGUUUGUCCUGGAGUUUAUGGGUGUGGGUUCAACCAAAGUAGUUGCUUUUUCGGCUUUCCUCAAUGGCCGCUACCCCCCUGCUGACCUGACAGGAGACAUCAUUGUGUCCUAUUUCUCCCCCACAGAGCUUAAUCCCAAAGGAGUUCCCCGUGUUCUCCAGUCCAGGUUCAGUCUUCCUCUGGCUUUGGUGUGUGCCCCCUCAUCGCCUGCCAAAACCACCAAGUUUAAAGUCACCGUGGACACCAACCAGCCACCAGUUGACCUCAGCUCCAUUUUCCGAGAGUUUUCAGCAAAAACAGAAGAUAAAGAUGGGAAUAGUUUUGGUUUCCAGCUUCUGGCAGGAGCCAGAGUUACAAUUCUGGCCUCCAAGACCUCCCAGCGCUACCGUAUCCAGAGCGACAGUUUUGAGGACAUGUGGUUGGUGGUGAAGGAACUUUGUCAAAGGUUUGAUCAGCAUUUCUCCAAGCUGGGAAUCAAAGACUUCAAAAAGAGUUAUAGCGGUUCCCUCCCCCUUCAGGAGUACUUCCUGUCUGUAGACAAUCACUUUCAGAGGCGAGUCAGUGCUCAGCAGUAUCAGGAUUUGCUGUCUGAGCGUGCAGUCCAGUUCAGAGCUAUCCAGCGCCGCCUCCUGACUCGAUUUAAAGACAAGACCCCGGCACCUCUACAGAACCUGGACACACUCCUGGACGCCACGUACACCCAGGUUAUGGCGUUGGCAGAGGCUGCAGAGGAGAACCGGGUGCUGCUGGAGCAGGCGUUUGUCCGUUUGCGGAGCGCCACUCACCUGCUUGUGCUGCUGCUGUCGCUGUGGCAGGGCCUGACGCCCAAUCAGACGGCCAUCCUGGAGGCCACGUUGCUGCCUCUGCUGCAGGACACACCACAGCUGGGUUGGGAGGAGAGCUGUGAUGCAGCUGUCUCUCAUCUCCUGCGGAGCUGCUUGUCGCGAAGCCCCAAGGAUCAGGCCACAUCUCUAGCCCAAACAGGCGGCCCUGUGUUGGGCCUUCCCCAAGACACCGCACGCCUCAAGAAGCACAUAACUCUGCUGUGUGAUCGCAUCGGUAAAGGAGGACGCCUCACCUUGGCCUCUGAGGCUAAUGUCCAGGUCCCUGCUCAGGUCCAGAAUCUGGCUGCUCCUGGAGGUGUUGAACCAAUACCAGAGGUGUCUGGUGAUGGGGAGAUGGAACCCCCAGAAGAACUGACCAAAUUCAUCAAGAAGAAACAGCCAUCUAAGAAAGUCAAGAAAGAAAAAGACUCUAAAGAGGUGUCUAGUGUUCCUCCAGAUGGUAUUGUGCAAGAAGAAGCUGCAAGUAGAGGGGAGCCCAUCAAGGAGACCAAAAAGGAGAAGAAGGAGUCAUCCAAGGACAAGAAAGAGUCUAAAAGGGAUUCAAGUAAAGAGGUUAAAGAACCCAAGGAGGAGGUAAAGAAGGAAUCCAAGAAAGAAUCUACCUCCAAAGAAAAGAAGGAGUCAUCUAAGGAGAAGGAGAAGGACAAAGAGAAGGAAGAAAAUGAGGCUGGGAAGGAGUCGGGGGACAAAAAAGUGUCCAGAAAGUCCUCUGUAAAAGUGAAAGAGAAGAAGAAGAAGCUAGAAGCUGCAGAGGGCUAA